AUGAAGACUACGCUACUUCUACUCCAGUUACGAGUUCUACUCAGGCUCCUGACCCAGACCCAGAUAUCACUGAACACUCCUGUGCUUACAGAUCUAUUGUCCACUGCUGCAAUACCCAUUCCUACAGCUUCUGUAGAGGAGCCGACGUCUUCACAUUCGUUGACAUCUGCUACAGUUUCACCCAUCAUCCCAGCUACACAGUCUAUUGCCGUGCCUCCUUCAGAACCAUCUACUACUGUCAUUCCACGAACUGUGUGUAUGCCAACUAAACCUUCUACUCCUGCACAAGGACCUGCUACUAUUCAACCUUCAAGGAAUGCCGCCUCUGCUUUUGAUUCAACAGAUUCGCCAGAUAAAGAUAUCUCAGUUGGAACACCAUCCCCUCCUCGGCGGAAGUGCAACAACAGACCUGACAAUUUCUUUCUGGGCACCACACCUACAACCUUGACCGACAGUACUGCUAUAUCAACAAGAAGUAAGACUACCAAGAAGCCCAAGAAAACCAACGAUCCAAGCUUGGUGAAAAAUAUAAGAAGAAAGAAGAGCACUGAAGCCAGAAGACCUGAGAUUUAA
Procambarus clarkii (red swamp crayfish) is the source of this 573-nucleotide messenger RNA. NCBI's taxonomy places the organism in Eukaryota, Metazoa, Arthropoda, Malacostraca, Decapoda, Cambaridae. The record is from RefSeq and is a predicted model, not a curated record.